AAAAUACAAACAAACUUAUUUAUUACUGACAUCUUUCCUGUUGUUAUCUGCCUGACUUACAUUGCCCAGGAAAGCAUGUCAAAAGUCCCAUAGGGCGACAUUUCCUGACCCGCUACAGACUGUAGAAAAAACAUACGAAGUACGCGACUCUUAUCGUCAAUCCCAACUCCCGGGAAAAGAACCCACAAACUUACCUCAGAACGGAGUCCCGAGUGGGACCCCGUUGACUCUCUGCUCUCUGGCCAGACCAAUCAACAAGAUUCCAUUUGUGAAUCUAAUCGCCGACCCUGAGCUUUAAGCUUCGAGCAAGAAUUCUUCUCGUCCUCCUCCACGCCGAACCGAGUUUGUUCCGAACUUGUUGACUCUCCUUAGCUGUCAAGUCUCUUUCUGUCUUUUUCCCACAGCAUAUCCAUCUCUCCUUAGUCCUCAUAUUCCUUCCAAAAACCCUGUAUUAUCUACCGUUGAAGUCAGAGACCUCAAUUUUAAUCACAAUCCCAAGAUGGCUUUUGCAUCUCGUCAAAUGCUCCGGGCUGCGUCCCGCACCAGCACCCGCGCCGCCUUCGCCCCUGCUGCAUCCCGUGGCCUUGCUGCCCGCACCAUUGCCGGCCGCCGCUUCUACUCGUCGUCUUCGUCCGAGCCCGCCAAGGCCUCGUCGUCCAACCUCGGCUGGAUCGCUGGUGCCCUCGCCGCCGCUGCUGCUGGUGCCGGAUACUGGUACACUCAGAACGGUGGCGCCGGCAAGCUCACCAAGCCCGAGUUCAAGGACUACCAGGCCGUAUACAACGACAUUGCCAACCGCCUCGAGGAGAACCCCGACUACGACGAUGGUAGCUACGGUCCCGUCCUGGUCCGCCUGGCUUGGCACGCCAGUGGCACCUACGACAAGGAGACUGGCACUGGUGGCAGCAACGGUGCCACCAUGCGCUUCUCGCCUGAGGGUAGCCACGGUGCCAAUGCUGGUCUGAAGGCCGCUCGUGACUUCCUGGAGCCUAUCAAGGCCAAGUACCCCUGGAUCACCUACUCUGACCUCUGGAUCCUUGGAGGCGUCUGCGCCAUCCAGGAGAUGCUGGGCCCCAAGAUCCCCUACCGCCCUGGCCGCUCCGACAAGGACGCCGCCGCCUGCACUCCCGACGGUCGCCUGCCCGACGCCGCCCAGCGCCAGGACCACGUCCGCAACAUCUUUUACCGCAUGGGCUUCAACGACCAGGAGAUUGUCGCCCUGGCCGGCGCCCACGCCCUGGGUCGCUGCCACACCGACCGCAGUGGUUUCGACGGCCCCUGGACCUUUUCGCCUACCGUCCUGACCAACGACUACUUCAAGCUGCUGCUGAACGAGAAGUGGGAGUACAAGAAGUGGGAUGGUCCUAAGCAGUACGUCGACAGCAAGACCAAGUCCCUCAUGAUGCUGCCCGCCGACAUGUGCCUCAUCGAGGACAAGAAGUUCAAGGAGUGGACCAAGAAGUACGCCGAGGACAAUGACCUGUUCUUCAAGGACUUCGCUGCCGCCGUGCUCAAGCUGUUUGAGCUCGGUGUUCCCUUUGCCGAGGGUACCGAGAACCAGAGGUGGACCUUCAAGUCUACCAACGAGUAAAAAUAAAAAAAAAUAAAAAGAAGCAACUCGAGGGAUCGGAACCGAAUGGAGAAGAGGGACUUUUUAUGAUAGACAUUGUUAGAAAUUUUUUCUUUUAGAGGGUUAGAUGUGGACCACUCCAUAUACCCAGAUGGGGGGUGGCGGAGGUUGAGACGGCGGGGAGAAAGCUACUCUCCCAAGACUUGUAUAAAGGCAGAAGCGGUCAUCGCGACCAUCUUUCUCAAAUAUCUCUUUUGUGUAAAGAGUGUACAAAUACAGUACUUUUAGGAAACGUUCUCCCGCCGCUGAUGCCCAAUGUUUUAUGAUCGAGAGUGAGUAAUGACGUUGGAAUAAGGCUGGUACGGAAUGUUUCGUUUGAUGGGGUAUUCGGAGGUUUCCACGACUUGCAGGUGUCCUUUCCUUGCCUUUCGCUUGGCUGCAUCACAUCCCCGCAGAGGCGAGGAGGAGGAGCGCCAAGACUUGACAGGUACAUGGUUCCCCGCAUCCUUCUUUUUCAACCCCGACGGGGUUAAGAUGAUGCUACGAUGAUGUGCCUUGAUUCUCAGUCAUUGAAUAGGAUGUUACAGAGAUAUGGGUUGCCCGG
Molecule: messenger RNA, 2174 nt
Organism: Pyricularia grisea
Lineage: Eukaryota; Fungi; Ascomycota; Sordariomycetes; Magnaporthales; Pyriculariaceae
Exons: 4
Coding region: 500-1591 (363 amino acids)
Biological process (GO): cellular response to oxidative stress; hydrogen peroxide catabolic process; response to reactive oxygen species
Molecular function (GO): heme binding; peroxidase activity
Source: RefSeq, a predicted model, not a curated record